Messenger RNA from Echinops telfairi (small Madagascar hedgehog), 2544 nucleotides. RefSeq names its product coiled-coil domain containing 13 (gene CCDC13). The record is from RefSeq and is a predicted model, not a curated record. Gene Ontology annotation, cellular component: centriolar satellite. Gene Ontology annotation, biological process: cytoplasmic microtubule organization; non-motile cilium assembly. NCBI's taxonomy places the organism in Eukaryota, Metazoa, Chordata, Mammalia, Afrosoricida, Tenrecidae. The coding region runs from base 1 to 2040 and encodes 679 amino acids. The transcript is spliced from 14 exons.
AUGGCAGCCGACGAGGGCGCCCAGGACACCUUGAGGCGCCAAUUCAAGGCACUGCAGGAGAUGCAGCACCAAAGGCUCCAGCAGCAGGUGGAGAAAAGGAAGGAGAGAGAGCUGAGCUCGCGGAGCAAGGCCAGCGACCAGAAGGAAGCCCUGGAGGUCCCCGACGGCUUCCGCCUCCCCCACGGAGGGAUGCCACUGGCCAAGGGCAGCUUUGAAAAGAGGGUGCUGGAAGACGAGAUCGCACAGCUCCGAGAGCAGCUCAGAGAAACGGUCGACGAGAACGGGAGGCUGUACAAGCUGCUGAAGGAGCGGGAGUUUGAAAUCAAGCACCUCAAAAAGAAAAUUGAGGAGGACAGACUGGCCUUCACAGGGACAGCCGGUAUGGCCGGGGACAUGGUCGCCACCAAGAUCGUGGAGCUGUCCAAGAGGAACCGGGUGCUGAUGGCGGAGUCGGAGGGUGCCAAGACCAGAGUGAAGCAGCUGGAGCGGGAAGUGAGCAUCCCUCCUCCCCCAGACCAGGGCUCAGAGAGUGGGCUGCCAGCCCAGGCGGCCACGGAAGCAGGAGCCAGGCCUCUGAGGUCCCAGCAGGGAGACCGAGCCGCGCCGGAGAACCCAGAAGUGAAGGCCCUGCAGGACAGGCUGGCGGCCACCAACCUGAGGAUGGCUGACCUCCGCAACCAGGUGCAGGCUGUGAAGCAGGAGCUCAGGGUGGCCCAGAAGGUUCGAGAUCUGGAGAAGCAGCUGGGAGAGGCCCGGAGCCAGUCCGCGGGGACGGCCAGAGAUGACCUGCCCGCCGUCCACUCCGACCCAAGGAAGCUGUCAGCACAGGAGAAACACUUGCUGCGGCUCCGAGUCCUGGAACGGGAGAAACAGGAGAGUUGGGAGAAGCUGGCAAGUGAGCGGGACGCACUUCAGCGUGAGCUGGAGGAGCAGAAGAAGAAGGCCGAGGCGGUGAGGUCCCGGAACAAGGUGCUGGCCAGCGAGGUGAAGACCCUGCGGAGUCAGAUGGGCACCCUGGUGGAGAAGGGCAGGCAUGACGACGAGCUCAUCGACGCCCUCAUGGACCAGCUGAAGCAGCUGCAGGAGAUCCUGGGUAGCCUGAGCCUCCAGGAGGAGCAGACGCGGGUGUCCCAACACCGCCGGGACCAGCAGCUCCACAGCGAAGCUCAGCAGAGCAGCAGCCUGGUGGCCCAGCUGCGGGCCAUGGUGGCUGAGCGAGAGGCCAAGGUGCGGCAGCUGGAGCUGGAGGUCGGGCAGCUCAGCUCGCAGUAUCUUCAGAAUAAAGGCCUGGGCGAGGCCCCCAGCAGGCCUGAGGUCAACCACACCCCCACCAAGGGCUCAGAGGAGCGGAGCCUGACCAGGUCCCCAGCCUCCGUGGGCGACCACACCACCAGGCUCGGAUCUUCUCGCUCCGUGACCAGCCUGGGCCACACGCUGGUGGAAUCUGCUCGCACGCGGCCCUCCCUGCCCAGUCCUCUCGGGGCCUCACCCAGGCUCUCGGACUCCCCAGAACAGAAAAGCUGGCAGGCCCAGGCGGCUGAGUUCAAGGCCCUCUGGCAAGCUGCGGAGGUGGAGCGUGACCGGCUGGCUGAGUUUGUGACGGUGCUGCAGAAACGCAAGGUCACAGAGGUCCCCAGUGCCCAGGAGGACAGCCAGCUCCUCAAGUGUCCCGUGAAUUCACUAGGGGGCCGCAGGAGGAGAAGCAGGCAGGGAAAUCCAGGUGGGCACCGGAGGAGGCUGCCACAGAGUGAUGCUGCGCCCGCAGGUGCCUGGGCCUCGACCGCCAAGAACAGUCCCAACGCCAGCAGCAGGAAGGACGAGGCCUCCGGCCAGCUCUCCGACAUGCCCAUGGAGUCCCAGGUGGAGGAGCUGACCACCAGGCUGACCAUCCAGGUGGAGGAGAACGAGCUGCUGAAGGCCGCCCUGGGCAGUGCCCUGCGGGGAAAAGAGGAGGACUUCCGCAUGUACCAUGAGACCCUGGACCAGGUGAAGGGGGUCUUCCUGCAGGCCCUGCGGCAGCAGAAGGCAAACAGGCACUAGGCAGGGCCACCCCCCACCCCCCUUGUCAGCCUGGCCAGACAGGGCAGCCUUGGGACCCAGAGGACCAGUUCUGUCUGAGGACUCCAGCCAACCCCCCGGAAGCCAAUCCGGAAGCAGCCCAGCCGCUGCUCACAGCAGAGGCCCCUUAAGGAUUCUCAAAGCCAAGGGCCCAGGCCAAGAGGCCAAGGAGAGGCCCUGGAGGGGCCUGCGGAGUGGCCACAGGACAGCUGGAGACCCGCCGGCAUGUGAUCAUCACCGUUGUCCUAGUUGGGGACCCUUGUGCCCCACUCAGUGUGACACAGGAGGACUCCCGGUGCUCUGGGCUGGGCACACCCUCCAGCCUGCCCUGCGGGUGAGCCCCAUGCAUGCCCCACGCUCCAUCUUUGCUACCCCCACCCUCUGCCACCACAUGGUCAGCCUCCUCCCCAGGCCCUCGGAUGUGUAGUGAUUGUGAUUUUCAUUAUUAUAUGAUAUCAUUAUAUACUAUAAUGCAGUCUUCAUGAA